This is a messenger RNA of Drosophila grimshawi, 3167 nucleotides long. It is a transcript of the gene Dmtn, whose product is annotated as transmembrane and coiled-coil domains protein 2. Lineage: Eukaryota; Metazoa; Arthropoda; Insecta; Diptera; Drosophilidae. The transcript has 10 exons. The coding region runs from base 341 to 2347 and encodes 668 amino acids. The record is from RefSeq and is a predicted model, not a curated record. Gene Ontology annotation, cellular component: endomembrane system.
ACGUUGCGGUCCGCAUAGCAGAAAUGCAUAACAAAUUUUUUUGGCUCAAAGUUUUGAGUGCAGCCAGAUAGUAUUAAAGAAAUAUUUAAAAGCGACGCGCCGUGCAGCCAAGACUUUAACGACAUAAUAUCAUAAUAACAUCAAUACUAUUUCCCAACUUCAAUGGCAAUCGUGCGGCAGAUUUUGUGAUGCGCACAGAGCGCAACUUUUGAGCGCAAAGAAAAAGGCCAAAAAAAAAUAUUGCAAAUGAAAAGUUGAAGAAAAUCGAAUACACAAGUGAAAAUUUUAAAUAAUUGCUAUUGAGGCAACUGCUCGAGGUUAUUGCCAGCAAUAUGCAAUAAUGGAUUCGUUGCCAGUGACCAGUGGUCCGAGCACGUGCCGGGAUCAGCUAACGUUGCAGUCGCUUCGCUCGUCUCGCGGCUCCAGUUCCAAUUCCAAUUUACGGCUCAGCCGUUCCCCCUCAGCCACCAGAAGCAGUGAGCAAAUGUCCAGGGAGCGCAUCGGCGACUCAACGCCAGCAGCAAUAGCAACGCCAACCACGACGACAACAGCAACAACAGCAGGAGCAGCGGCAGCAGCAGCAGCGUCAGCAGGAGCAACGUCGACAACAGCCAACAAUAGCAAUUCGUCGGCCUCGUCCAGCACAGUGGCAGCUGCACAGGCGGCUGUCUAUAGCGGCGGCAACACGGUGACCGGCAGCCUGGGUAGCAGCGGGGGCGUGGCGGUGCGCGGCUUUCGCAGCCACAGCCCCACGCACCGGCGUCGCAGUCGCGAACGUCAGCGACGCACACAUGGCUCCGAUCAGGGCGGUCUGCUCGCCUACAGCGGCAUCAUCGGUGGCGAUAUGACGGACUUUGGUGGUGGAGUUGGUGGCAUCGGUAUCGUUGGCGGUGGUGGUGGCGGCGGUGGCGGUGGCAGCGCCGGCACUGGCAGCGGUCUGGAGGAUUCACGUUUAUCGGGCAACGAGGACUAUUACUUGUCGAUCGUCUCCGAUGAAUUCGAUGGCAGCAAGAAGCUGCAUCAUCGACGCACUCACGAGCGCAGCUCCAGUGUGCAGGCCAUCGACCGCCUGAACACGAAGAUACAGUGCACCAAGGAGUCCAUCAGACAGGAGCAGACUGCCCGGGAUGACAAUGUCAACGAGUAUCUCAAACUCGCUGCCAGCGCCGACAAACAACAAUUGCAGCGCAUCAAGGCGGUGUUCGAGAAGAAGAACCAGAAGAGCGCACACAGCAUCUCGCAGCUGCAAAAGAAACUGGACAACUAUACGAAGAGGGCCAAGGAUCUGCAGAAUCAUCAAUAUCAGACGAAGAGUCAGCACCGGCAGCCGCGCGAAGUGUUGCGCGACGUUGGCCAGGGACUCCGCAAUGUGGGCGGCAAUAUACGUGACGGCAUCACUGGGUUCUCCGGUUCGGUGAUGUCCAAGCCGCGCGAAUUUGCGCAUCUCAUCAAGAACAAAUUUGGCAGUGCGGACAACAUAAAUCAGAUUAGCGAGGCCGAGCUGCAGGGCAUGCAGGCAAAUGCAGAUGCUUUGCAAGCGGCUGGUGAGCGGUUGCCGCAGCUGCCUGGCAUUGGCAACUCAACUGGCUCUGGCUGUGGCACCAACAACAACAACAACACCGGUGGUGGCAGCGGCACGGGCAAAUUCAACAGCGACAACGGCAGCGAGUGCAGCAGCGUCACCAGCGAAAGCAUACCAGCGGGAUCGGGAAAGAGUCAGUCCGGUGCCAGUCAGUACCACAUUGUGCUCAAGUCGCUGUUAACGGAACUGGCCGAGCGCAAGGCCGAAAACGAGAAGCUUAAGGAGCGAAUCGAACGCCUUGAGACGAGCCAAAAGGAGUUCAACAACUUGACCUCCACGCUCGAAGGCGAACGCUUUCGGGCCGAGGGACUGGAGGAGCAGAUUAAUGACUUGACGGAAUUGCAUCAGAAUGAAAUCGAGAAUCUGAAGCAAACAAUUGCUGACAUGGAAGAGAAAGUACAAUACCAAAGCGAUGAAAGACUACGUGACGUCAACGAGGUGCUAGAGAAUUGUCAAACAAGGAUAUCGAAAAUGGAGCACAUGUCACAGCAGCAAUAUGUCACCGUCGAGGGCAUUGAUAACUCGAAUGCUCGCGCCCUGGUUGUGAAACUCAUCAAUGUGGUGUUAACGAUAUUGCAAGUGGUGCUGCUGUUGGUUGCCACCGCUGCUGGCAUCAUAAUGCCCUUUCUCAAAACGAGGGUUCGUGUGCUGACUACAUUUCUGACGAUUUGUUUUAUAAUCUUUGUGAUACGCCAGUGGCCGGAUGUGCAGGAUAUAGGCGCCGGGCUGGUGCGGCAUCUCAAACAGUCGCUGGUGGUCAAGUGAAGAGCCUCUCAUGUUAAAAAUUCGUAGACUCUUAAUGUUAAUAGUAUUAAGUUGAAAAGUGCAUAUUUUGUAUAUAGCUUAUAAAUACACAAACGUAAUAGUUUAACAUUUAAUUAGUUACAAGAUAAAACGCGCAUCACAUUAACGACUCACAUAUACAUUAUACAUAUACAUAUAGAUACACGCAUAAUUGCGAGAUGCAUACAAGUUGUACAAACAAACAAAACUGAAAACGAUAUCGCACACAUCUAAACACACUCACACUCAAAUACACAUAUAAAUAUACAUUAAUGUAUACAUCUAUAUAGCGAAAUUCGAUAUAAAAGCUCUGCUAAAGGUUUAGUCUAAUAACUGCAAUGCUGACAUGUUUCUGUGCAUUACUCAAUACUAUAAAAUACUAUGUAUAUCUAAAUACUAUAUAUGAACUAUAUUUAUAGUUAUCGUAUACAUUAAAAUCGUUUGUAUUUGUACAAAACCAAAACUUUAUUUGCAUUUCAUUUUGGUUUCUCAAAUUGCAUUUGUAGCAACAGUGUAGCAAUUAUUAUUGUGGCCUAUACAAGUCAACUAAACCGAUUAAAAAGCCUACAUUUACAAGUACAAGGGAAUAAGUAUAUUAAAAAUGAUUUCAACAGCUGUAAAAAAUAGAUAAAAAUGAUUAAAUAAAUAGCUAUUUAUGUUAAAAUGUUUACUAUUUAUGUUAAUAUGUGACUUGCUACUGUAAUGAAUCAACUUUACUUAAACAACUUGUGUACGUUCUUAAUGGGCUCCUGGCUAAACAUGAUAUAUUUUCCAAUAAACUUGAUUCGCAAUUUGAAGCUUA